Dichomitus squalens LYAD-421 SS1 is the source of this 636-nucleotide messenger RNA. Its product is annotated as thioredoxin-like protein. Bases 1 to 636 code for a protein of 211 amino acids. Lineage: Eukaryota; Fungi; Basidiomycota; Agaricomycetes; Polyporales; Polyporaceae. The record is from RefSeq and is a predicted model, not a curated record. Gene Ontology annotation, cellular component: cytoplasm. The transcript has 4 exons. Gene Ontology annotation, molecular function: glutathione binding; glutathione transferase activity.
AUGGUCCUCAGGCUCUACGGCUAUGCGGCUAUCACUUGCACCAAGACCGUCCGCUGCGUCUUAGAGGAGUUGAAUGUGCCGUAUGAGCUAAUCAAUGUGGACCUAUCGAAGGGGGAGCACAAAAAUCAGGAGUACAAGGCGAAGCAGCCGUUCGGCCAAGUCCCGUAUAUCGAUGACGACGGCUUCGUCCUCUAUGAAUCCCGUGCGAUCUGCUAUUACAUCGCACGCAAAUUCGGGGGGGUCGGGAAACUCAUACCGGACCCCACGGACAUUCAAAAGAUAGCACGUUUCGAGCAGGCGGCGAGUGUCGAGGUGACCAGUUUUGAGCGCGGGGCAUCUGGUCUUGUGCACGAGACUUUCUUCAAGAGGAUCAAGGGCAUUCCGAACGAGAUCAACACGACGAUAGUAGAGCACUAUCAGAUGAUCUUGGAGAACAAGCUUGAGGGCUACGAGACGAUUUUAUCCGGACAAAAGUAUAUCGCGGGUGACGAAUUUUCGCUGAUUGACAUCUUCCAUCUCUUCUACGGUACCCUGCUGAAAGAAGCGGGGUUCUCCUACCUCGAGUCUGGGUAUUAUCCUAGCAUCACAAGGUGGUGGAACGACAUAUCAUCCAGGCCAUCGUGGAAGAAUGUUUAG